AUGAGAUUUGGGGGCACUCGUCGUGAUUAUGUCGUGAUCGACAGGCUUCCGUGCCGAGCAGCAUUCGACGGCUCAAACAAAUCCUCUAUUUUCAACGUCCGACCUCUCAACACGAUGGCAAAAGGCAUGAAGUUUGCCGUGCUCGUGGCCCUUGGGGUUUGCAAGGCGGAGUCCGACGUGAGCAAGGCAUUCGAAGACUUCAUCGCGAAGUUCGAGAAGAGCUACGCCACGAAGGAGGAGCGCCAGAAGCGUUUCGAGAUCUUCACCGAGAACAUGGGACACAUCGAGAAGCACAACGCAGCGGGGCACAACUACCAGUUGGGAGUCACUGCCUUCGCAGACCUGAAGCCUGAUGAGUUUGCCUUCGACCAUGUGGGGUGCAUGAUCAAGUCUGAGAAGCCUUGGUCGGGCUUGCCCUACUUGGGACGCGAGGAGUACAAUUCGAACACCACCGCCUUGCCCAAGUCCUUGGAUUGGACGAAGAAAGGUGCCGUGACCGACCCGAAGAAUCAGGGCAAAUGUGGAUCGUGUUGGAGCUUUUCCACGAGCGGUGCAUUGGAGGGCGCAUGGAAGAUCGCGACCGGCAAAUUGAUCUCCUUGAGUGAGCAGCAGCUCGUGGAUUGCGCUAAGAAUGGAAAUAUGGGCUGCCAGGGCGGUUCCAUGGACUUGGCCUUUUCCUACCUCGAGAAGCACAACGUUUGCACAGAGGACAGCUAUCCCUACUUGGCCAAGCAAGGCACCUGCCACCAGACGAAAUGCACCGUCGGAGUGCCCAAGGGCUCCAUCGUGGGUUUCAAGGACGUCUCUUCCAAGGACAUGAAUGCUUUGAUGCAGGCCGUGUCCAAGCAGCCCGUCUCCGUGGCCAUUGAGGCGGAUCAGAUGGCCUUCCAGCUCUACAAGGGUGGCAUUCUCUCGAAGAAAUGCGGCAACAAGCUGGAUCAUGGGGUGCUCUUGGUUGGCUACGGCACUGAGAACGGGGUGGACUACUGGAAGGUCAAGAACAGCUGGGGUGCCAGCUGGGGCGAGAACGGCUACAUCCGCUUGGAGCGUGGUGUGCCGGGUGACGGCGAGUGUGGCAUCAAGGACCAGCCCUCCUACCCCUUGGUGAAGGCCAAGACGGAGACGGAGCUCGUUGUUUGA
Messenger RNA from Durusdinium trenchii, 1140 nucleotides. NCBI's taxonomy places the organism in Eukaryota, Dinophyceae, Suessiales, Symbiodiniaceae. The record is from the annotation of a GenBank genome assembly.